This is a messenger RNA of Vigna umbellata (rice bean), 3312 nucleotides long. The record is from RefSeq and is a predicted model, not a curated record. Lineage: Eukaryota; Viridiplantae; Streptophyta; Magnoliopsida; Fabales; Fabaceae.
CAAAUUUUCUUCCGCGCAGAGCCAAAAGUCACUUCUCUCCGCUCUUUCUUUAUUAUUUCUUUCCCUUCCGUUUCUAUCUCUCUCCCUAAAAUCAAACUCUCUCUGCCUUUACGCUGAAACUCUUGCCAUUAUAUAAACAACUCACCACCCUCUCACAAUCUCUCUCUCUUGCUCACCAUUUCUCUGAAAACGAGCAACCCAACCUUGCAUGCAUUCUUCUGCUUCUCUCUUAAUUUAUUCUUUGCUUUCUAACAUGGAGAAGAAGUAGCUAUCUGUUCAACCAGUAACGCUUCUCCGGAAAACGUUUUAUUUCAGCACUUCAUUUUGCACCAUUCUUAUUCCUAUACCAAUCAAUGGCACGUGCCACUAACUGGCUAUCGUUCUCCCUCUCCCCCAUGGAAAUGCUCCGAACCUCGGAACCUCAGUUCGUGCAAUACGACGCCGCUUCUGCAACUAACUCGAAUCACUACUUUCUCGAUAACUUGUACACCAACGGGUGGGGAAACGGGAACCUCAAACCUCAGGUGCUGAUGGACCAGAAUCUGAACCAGAGCGACGUCAGUUUUGUCGAAUCCUCCCAGUCCCAGUCCCAAAGCGUCAGCCAUGCGCCACCGCCCAAGCUUGAGGACUUUCUCGGUGACUCCUCUGCGGUGAUGCGCUAUUCCGACAGCCAGACGGAGACUCAGGACUCUUCGCUGACUCACAUGUAUGACCACCACGGCUCUGCAUAUUUUGGUGACCAGCAGGAUCUCAAGACCAUUGCUGGAUUUCAAGCUUUUUCUACCAACUCUGGCUCGGAGGUUGAUGAUUCCGCGUCCAUUGGAAAAACACAACCCAGCGAGUUCGGGACUCACUCUAUUGAGUCCUCUGGGAACGAGUUCGCCGCGUUUUCCGGUGGUCCCACCGGCACUCUCUCUCUGGCUGUGGCACAGAGCUCCGAGAAGGCGGUGGUGGCAGCAGAUUCCGGUAGCUCGAAGAAGAUCGUGGAUACCUUCGGCCAGCGGACUUCUAUUUACAGAGGUGUCACCAGACACCGAUGGACAGGUAGAUAUGAAGCCCAUCUAUGGGACAACAGUUGCAGGAGGGAGGGUCAAGCCAGGAAAGGGCGUCAAGUUUAUUUGGGUGGAUACGAUAAGGAAGAAAAGGCCGCGAGAGCUUAUGAUUUGGCAGCUCUAAAGUACUGGGGUCCCACUGCUACCACCAACUUCCCUGUGUCCAAUUAUUCAAAGGAAUUGGAGGAGAUGAAGCAUGUAACGAAGCAAGAAUUCAUUGCAUCACUGAGGAGGAAAAGUAGUGGGUUCUCUAGGGGAGCUUCCAUAUACAGAGGUGUCACAAGACAUCAUCAACAGGGAAGGUGGCAAGCAAGAAUUGGCCGCGUAGCUGGAAACAAAGAUCUGUACCUGGGAACAUUCGCAACGGAAGAGGAGGCAGCGGAGGCAUAUGACAUUGCAGCUAUAAAGUUCAGAGGUGCAAACGCAGUAACAAAUUUUGAGAUGAAUAGAUACGAUGUGGAAGCUAUAAUGAAGAGUGCUCUUCCAGUGGGUGGGGCAGCAAAACGCUUGAAGCUUUCCCUUGAAUCGGAGCAGAAAGUUGGUGUGAGCAGCAGUCAGCAGAAUCCACCGUGUGGAAACGUCAGUGGAAGCAUAAAUUUCUCGGCCAUUCACCAGCCUGUUGCUUCGAUCCCUUGUGGAAUUCCCUUUGAUUCUUCAACAGCAUAUUAUCACCACAACCUUUUCCAACAUUUUCAUCCUACCAACGCUGCCACGGCAGUUUCCACCGUCACUUCGGGCAAUGUAGCUGGGCUUACCGCACUUCCUCCACCGGCGACAACGGCAGCUGAGUUCUUUAUUUGGCCUCACCAGUCUUAUUAUAAUAUGGCCAACUCAGACAUUGAAGUCGUGUUUCACCAUGGAGGGAAAUUUGAGAAUAAUGGGACAUUUGGAUAUCACUAUGGUCAAACCACAACUUUAAAAAUAGACCCUGAUCGAUGGAGUUAUUUUGAAAUAUUAAGCAUUCUAAAGGAGAUGGGUUAUAGGAAUGUAAAGGACUUAUGGUAUUCAUUGGGUCGUGGUCCUGUAUUAGAAGAUUGUUUGGAACCUUUAUUAGAUGACAAGGGUGCUUGUCAUCUGAUCAAUAUUGCUAUGUUGAAUGGUGAAGCUCACCUUUAUGUUAUACAUAGGGUGUGUGAACCUGAGUAUCUUCUGCAGUUGGAAUACUUUUCUGAACNAAUGCCGGGAUAUAUGGAACGGGACUUUGGUGCAUUUCUGGCUGUCAUUCAACUUUUUGACUCUUGUACAGUUUAUUUGGGUGGAUACGAUAAGGAAGAAAAGGCCGCGAGAGCUUAUGAUUUGGCAGCUCUAAAGUACUGGGGUCCCACUGCUACCACCAACUUCCCUGUGUCCAAUUAUUCAAAGGAAUUGGAGGAGAUGAAGCAUGUAACGAAGCAAGAAUUCAUUGCAUCACUGAGGAGGAAAAGUAGUGGGUUCUCUAGGGGAGCUUCCAUAUACAGAGGUGUCACAAGGCAUCAUCAACAGGGAAGGUGGCAAGCAAGAAUUGGCCGCGUAGCUGGAAACAAAGAUCUGUACCUGGGAACAUUCGCAACGGAAGAGGAGGCAGCGGAGGCAUAUGACAUUGCAGCUAUAAAGUUCAGAGGUGCAAACGCAGUAACAAAUUUUGAGAUGAAUAGAUACGAUGUGGAAGCUAUAAUGAAGAGUGCUCUUCCAGUGGGUGGGGCAGCAAAACGCUUGAAGCUUUCCCUUGAAUCGGAGCAGAAAGUUGGUGUGAGCAGCAGUCAGCAGAAUCCACCGUGUGGAAACGUCAGUGGAAGCAUAAAUUUCUCGGCCAUUCACCAGCCUGUUGCUUCGAUCCCUUGUGGAAUUCCCUUUGAUUCUUCAACAGCAUAUUAUCACCACAACCUUUUCCAACAUUUUCAUCCUACCAACGCUGCCACGGCAGUUUCCACCGUCACUUCGGGCAAUGUAGCUGGGCUUACCGCACUUCCUCCACCGGCGACAACGGCAGCUGAGUUCUUUAUUUGGCCUCACCAGUCUUAUUGAUCUAAUCAACUACAACAUCUUAUGCUAACAAAUCAAAAGCUAUAUAGCUCCUCUAUAAUUAACACCUUUAGGCUCCUAAGAAACAAAAAAUCAGGUUUUUGAGUUCGCUAGUCUUAGUUACAGUAGGAAGCUGGAUAUGUAACUAAUUACUCAAGAAAUCAGAAAUAUUUGCUGCAUCUUAAUCUUUGCACAACAAUUCCCUAAAUGCUUCUUAACUUUUGUAUCUUCACCUUUGCUAAAUUACCUUAAUUGCCAA